This is a messenger RNA of Salpingoeca rosetta, 885 nucleotides long. RefSeq lists its product as uncharacterized. The record is from RefSeq and is a predicted model, not a curated record. Lineage: Eukaryota; Choanoflagellata; Craspedida; Salpingoecidae. The transcript has 3 exons. Bases 1 to 885 code for a protein of 294 amino acids.
AUGAGCGACGCCAGCUCCAGUGGAAAUGAGACGGGCGAUGAGAUUGCGGUGGCAAAAGCGCGCGAAGAAACCCAGAAGGAACAGAAGCCAACUCGUGCGGACGGUGUGACGAAGAAGGCAAAAGUGGGGGAGAUGCCACAAUGGACGUUUGAUGAAUAUGACAAUCUGUUGUCCUACUUGUUGCCAUCAUUGCAACUUCUUCAACAGCAGGGUGCACUCCUCGAUCCGCGGACCCGCACCAACCUCGACCUUCAGGGCAAGGUGUCGUUCGCUCUGAGCGCGUGCACAGUGAAGACGUUUGAAGACCGGCUGCGCUCGCGUGCGUAUCCAAACGCGCUCACGGCAAUCGCCGAUGUCCGACGCAUCCUCGCAACCACCCAUCGCUUCACAACCCUGUCGCAGGAUCACCGUGAUUUGCUCCACCGUUUUGGGCGCGUGUUGGACGAUUCCAUCCUCAACAGAGACUUUGACAAGCUGAAGGUGUUCCUGCAGGCCGAGCAGUUGCGUGUGCAAUCGGUCGCACGGAGACGCGCUUCGACCGCUCACCAGACCACCGCCAGCAGCAGCACCAGCAGCACCGGCACCACUAGUGAUCACGCCAGCAUGGCUGUUGGUGGCGGUGGUGGUGACGAUGGCGAUGACGAAGCUGACAGUGACGAAGACGGACGACGCGGUGAUGACAGUGGUGGUGGUGGCGAUGGUGGUGAUGAGAAUGAUGGUGAUGCUAGUGGCACUCGCAAAAAGAGCAGCAGUGGUGGGCGAGCAAAACCUGAAACAGCAGCAGCAACAGCGACUGCAGCGACAGCUUCCACGACGGAGAAGCAGGCGCCUCUUGCAGCUGCAACAACAGCAGCACAAACGACGACAACGACAUUGGGCGGGUGA